CCUCACGCUUCUUCUUCGCCAGCGAAAGUCGAGAGACUCUGGAGAUCUGUGGUUAGGUCCCCAUAAAAUAGCACACUUCGGAAGCCAGCUAUUAACAGAACUCUUGCUGCAACCCAAGUUGGGACAACGACAGUACGCGUACCAAGCUUAUUACCGUACGAAGCCAAAACAAACCAUGUCGGACGAAGACACGCUGCAGUCUCGACUCGAAAACGCUCGAAGAGGCGAAUUGAGCUCUGGCGCUUUGUUUCCGCUCAUGCGCGAACUGUUUCUUGCGAACAGAGAAGAAGAUGGAAACGAAGUGCUGAAGAUUUUACAAAAGGAGAGAGAUGGGCUGGCUAAGGAAAAGUAUGAAAACGCACCCGCUGUGGCUAGCUCCAUUGAGAACAUCUAUCAAGGAGGAAGGACCCUACCACCACUGAAACUGAACAGUAAUGUUGCGCCGAGCAUCAAAGGACAUUACUUGAAAGGCAUGGAGCCCCAGAAAGCAAUCUACAAGAAAGAAGCAUCGACCAGCGCUGAAAUUUGGAAACAGUUGGACCAAGUGGUAAUUCCCAUUAGAACCAAAGUGGAAGGCAACGAUGAUCAAGAUCCUGUUCGCAUUUUCAGCGAGUUCAAGCCAAAUCUCUACCCUUUGAAUUAUGAAAACGAAAUCAAAAUUCAGACCUAUGUGGAACGGCUGGUGAUGGAUGCCAUUGCGUGCAUGGGCUGCACCAACAAGCUCCAGACCAAUCUGGAGAUUUCAUUCUACGGCGUCACUCCUGACAUUAUCGUUGUCUUCCAUCGACGAAAGAUCAUUUUUGUCAUUGAGGUGAAAUCUCCAAGCGUCGAGGUGCGGUCCCGGAAGCGACAGGCGAAACCCCGGAAGAACAAGGCGAAACCAGGUGAUGAUGAUGGUGGUAGUGAUGUUUUCGAGGGUCAGUGGGUGGCUGGGCAAAUAUGGUUGUAUUUGAUGGCCAUGAAACAAUCUGGAGUGGAAAGGCCUUUGGGUGCCAUUUGCACCUUCAACAAGAUUCGACUUGUGUCUUUGAAACCGAUGGACCAUCAUCGUUUCGAAGAAGCCUUGGGCAUGCUGAAAGAAACUGUGGCAACACCUUGGAAACCAGAACAGCAACCGACGAAAGACGAGCAGCAGCACAGCCUCGACCCAGAGAGGAAAAGGGCAUCCGAGAAAAGCUUAAGGUUUGACAAAAAACAACCUGCCACAUCGUUUGAGCCCGAUGCCAAGGAUGGAGUGAAAAUCUUCAAGGCGUUCUUGUAUGGUAGCGUCACGGCAGAGGAGGGCAACGUCUUUCGGAUGUUGUUACUUGGCUUAAUGACUGCGAAAAUCGAGGCAGGCAUCGGUGCGACAGCCAACACAGUAACCGAGGCAAAGGAAAAUGAAGACUUAAGUUGCCGACUGUUCGCUUACGCUACGGAGCAGGGUCUGCGGUUUGCGAUGACAGACGAUAAGCUCAAGGUGAAAAAUGAGUUUCCCCAUCCGAACACCAAGAAUUUUUUCUUGCUGGACACAAUUGGCUCCGGAGGAACUGGAGACGUCUCAUUGGCUGUUUCCUUGAACGGGGCCCGUGCGGCAGUCAAGUUUUACCGAUUCAAGCCAUCGAGAGCGGCAACCCCAGAUGAACGAGCAAAGGACGAUGAGAAAUUGAUUGCGAAGUGCAAGGAGAACCGUAACGAGGAGUUGAGUAGGUGGAAGAAUCUGUACGGGAAGGGUUGUAAGGAUUCCAUUGGGAGAGCGAUGCAGACGGGGCGUGCGAUUAUGCUGAGAGGUCUCCCAAGUUUGCUGAUGCCAUACGGAACUCGGAUUCCAAUGAACAAGCGAGCAGCCUGUCUCGGCGCCAUCGAAGAGCAGUUGAAGCGUUUCCUCAAGGCUGGAUAUGUCUACAAAGAGAGCGAUUUGCGCUGGCGCCAUAUCUUGUUCCUUGGUGAUGGGAAUGACGAGAAAGUCUUUCUUGCAGACCUAGGCUCCCUUCAAACGGUACCCCCUAGCGACCGUUCUGACAAUUCAAAAGUUGAAGAACAGAUGAAUUAUUUGAAAACCCAUAUGGUUAUGGAGGUUGACGGUGGCGAGGACGACGGUGGCGACGCCAAAACAGAAAGUGGGAAGAAGCGACCCCAGCAGCCUACAGGCGGUUCACCGGCGUCCAAGAAGGCGAAGGUCUAGUGGCUCGAGAUUCCAUGCUGCUGGGUGGGGUAAGGCAAACCCCUUGCCCGAACAAACCAAUUGGCGGGAAAGGGACUUGCUAGUUGCAUGCUUCCGUGCUCGUUGCUGUUUUUUCUUUCUGUGGCAGAGCCAUAAGAAUAAGUGGUAUCCAUUUCAAUUGACUU
Messenger RNA from Seminavis robusta, 2328 nucleotides. The record is from the annotation of a GenBank genome assembly. Lineage: Eukaryota; Bacillariophyta; Bacillariophyceae; Naviculales; Naviculaceae.